GAUAAGAUGUCAGUUUUGGCACAGAAAUCAACACGAAAUCGCAAGGGACGUCUAUCCAUGGUGUUGCAAACUCUCUACAUAACUCCCUUAGUCCCUUUGGUUUGGAUUCCAUUUCAAUUUCAAUGAAGUUCCUUUGAUAGAUAAAGAUUAGAGAUAAAGAGAGCCCUAACAAGUUGUUACACUACACUCGCAGACUCAACGGGAAAUAUGGCAGCAAUGGCAACUGCUGAAGCCUGUGAUUCAAAUGCAGCACUUCUGGUAAGCGGCGACUUGCGUGUUCUGCAACCAAUCUUCCAGAUUUAUGGCCAGCCUCGAGUGUUCUCGGGUCCCAUUGUCACCGUUAAAGUGUUCGAGGACAACGUAUUCGUGAGGGAGCUUCUUGAAACUCGAGGCGAAGGAAGAGUUCUUGUCAUCGAUGGCGGAGGAAGCAUGAGAUGUGCUUUGGUUGGAGGCAAUUUAGGACAGCUAGCGCAGAAUAUGGGGUGGUCUGGUAUUGUAGUGAAUGGCUGCAUUAGAGACGUAGAUGAGAUUAAUGCAUGUGAUGUUGGGGUGCGAGCAUUAGCAUCUAAUCCCCUGAAAUCUAACAAGAAAGGCAUCGGUGAGAAGCAUGUCCCUGUUUAUAUAGCUGGAACCUUUAUUCACGACGGGGAGUGGUUGUAUGCUGAUAGUGAUGGCAUUCUGGUCUCAAAAUCAGAACUUUCUAUCUGAAGCUGACUGUGAAGUCUUGUAUGCUGAGAUUCAUAUGCUGCUACUGUGCAAUAAGAGGGUCGAAAUCCCAAUUAAAGCUGUAUCUUAAGAAAUUUUAGGCAUUUCACAAUGCGUAGGACUGCAUGUUUUGCCUCAUAAAAGGGCAUCAGGUCAGUUUCUUUUCUUUAGGUGUUGAAGGUUGAUUAAUUUUUGCGGAUGGAGAGCCAUUCAGAGUAUUAUGAUGCAUCACCAAUAAAACUUUUUCAUAAAAGAUCCAAGGUCUUGUACGAAGUUAAAAACAAA
This is a messenger RNA of Tripterygium wilfordii, 990 nucleotides long. RefSeq names its product putative 4-hydroxy-4-methyl-2-oxoglutarate aldolase 3. Gene Ontology annotation, biological process: regulation of RNA metabolic process. Gene Ontology annotation, molecular function: ribonuclease inhibitor activity. The record is from RefSeq and is a predicted model, not a curated record. The coding region runs from base 208 to 708 and encodes 166 amino acids. Lineage: Eukaryota; Viridiplantae; Streptophyta; Magnoliopsida; Celastrales; Celastraceae. The transcript has 2 exons.